AUGGCAGAACGGAACUCCCGGCGAAGACGAAGACGCCGGCUUUCCCCCUCCACCUUCCUUCUGCACAUCCCCGGGGAAUUCGACUGCGACGUCAGCGGCCCUUUGAGUCCUCUGCGGGCCCCCCGAAACCGGGAUCGCCUCUUGUGGCUGUCAGAGGAAACCAGCGGCAGCGAACCAGCAGCAGCAGCAGCACCACCGCCAGAAGUAACAACAGCAACAGCAACAGCAGCAGCAGCAGCGGCGGCGGCGGCAGCAGCAGCAGCAGCAGAAGCGACGAAACCAGCCCUCUCCCCUAGCACAAUGCAAGGGGCUGCAGGGUGGAGCGACAGCAGCAGCGGCGAAGGCGAAAGCCCUGGAGGAGAUGCAGGCCCCAGGGGCCCCCCAGGAGGUCCCCCAGGUUUGCAGAACAGCACAAUCUUCCAAGCCCUGAGCCAACAAGUGCUUUGCAUUCAAGGCUACUACGCGAAAGAAUUCGAGUCCCUGGCCUCCCCGCGCCCGCUGCUGCUGCCGCCCCCCAUUUCUGCAGCAGCAGCAGCAGCAGCAGCAGCAGCGGCAGCAGCGGCAGCAGCGCCGUGCCCGCUGCUCUCCCGAGAUGGCUACUGCAUGCUAUCGGCCUGCCCGUACAGCCACCUGGGCUUCUACCGGCACCACCAGCUGCAGCAGCAGCAGCAGCAGCAGCGGCAGCGGCAGCAGCAGCAGCAGCUGCUGCUGCUGCAGCAGCAGCACGAGGACGAGGAAGAAGACGACCGCAACAAGUGGCACCCGAGAGCAGCAGAACUUUCCCCUCGCCACGGAAAUGCUCUUCCUUUGAAUCCAAAAGAAAUUCUUUUCAGAACUUCUGCACUUUUGCAAGACAAAGAACUCACUCUUAUUCGAGUACCCCCGGAACAGUUUUACACGGACGUCUACUGCGGGGGCCGCCUGAUGCGGGUUUUGGGCUAUUCGACAAUAAACUGGUUUGAAGAAACAAUUGCAAGAAUGGAGAAGGCCGAGAGCGCCGCCUCAGGCACGCAAGCAGCGGCAGCAGCAGCAGCAGAAGCAGAAGCAGCAGCAGCAGCAGGAGGAGAAGCAGCAGCAGCAGCAGGAGCAGCAGCAGGGGAGGAGGGGCUCGCUGCCACGCUGUGCAAGCCCUGCCGCUACGCAGAGAAGAUCAAAACUCUGGCGAGGCUCGUGCAGAAGCUGCUGCUGCAGGCGCGAGAGCAGCAGCAGCCGCGCUUUUGCUCCUACUUCGUAUACUUGCAGCUGCGGCGGUGGCUGGUGCGGCUGCGGGACCGAACGCUCCUAGACCUGCACCCCUGCCCCUUCAAGAGGCAGUGCCACAUCGAGACUAUUCCAACUCUUCAUGCUGCUCUCCACCAGCUUGAGAAAGGCGCGUUCUUGCUGGGCCCCCAGUACGGCCGGCAGCAGCAGCAGCAGCUGCUGCUGCAGCAACAGCAGCAGCAGCAGCAGCUGCUGCUGCAGCAGCAGCAGUUUUUCAGCUUGCCUCCCCCUUGUCAGCCCGGAGAGCCGCCGGGUCCCCGCAUGUCCCUCCCUGAGCUGCGCGCAGCAGCAGCAGCAGCAGCAGCAGCAGCAGCCCGGGGGGCCCCGCCGCUGCCCGCGCUGCUGCGGCACCACGCGGGGGCCCUCAAAGAAGCCCGGGGGGCCCUCGACUCUCCCCGAGGCAGCGAAGACACUGACAGCUUUUUUUGUGGCAGCGUCGUGGCAGAAGAGGAGUUUUUGGGUUCCCUCAGGGUCACCGUCAGCAGCAGCAGCAGCAGCAGCAGCAGCAGCAGCAGCAGCAGCAGCAGCAGCAGCAGCAGCAGCAGCAGCAGCAGCAGCAGCAGCAGCAGCAGCAGCGGCGGCGGCUGGCCGCUCAAGACCUACGCCGUUGAAGACCUGCAGCUGUGA
This is a messenger RNA of Eimeria tenella, 1887 nucleotides long. RefSeq lists its product as uncharacterized. Gene Ontology annotation, molecular function: transcription coregulator activity. The transcript is spliced from 3 exons. Gene Ontology annotation, biological process: regulation of transcription by RNA polymerase II. The record is from RefSeq and is a predicted model, not a curated record. Gene Ontology annotation, cellular component: nucleus; SWI/SNF complex. Bases 1 to 1887 code for a protein of 628 amino acids. Lineage: Eukaryota; Apicomplexa; Conoidasida; Eucoccidiorida; Eimeriidae.